AUGAAGGACACGCGCGUGACCUUCAAGCGGCGCCACGCGUACAACACCAAGUCGAACGUGCUCAAGGCGGUCAAGACGCCCGGCGGGCGCCUCGUCGGCCACUACGCGUCCAAGAAGCGCCAGGGCCCCAAGUGCGGCGACUGCAAGUGCUCCCUCCCGGGCAUCAAGCACCUCUCGAGCUUCUCCUACAAGAACACGCACAAGCGCGAGCGCACGGUGUCGCGCGCCUACGGCGGCAGCCGGUGCGCGGGCUGCGUGCGCCAGCGCGUCGUCCGCGCCUUCCUCAUCGAGGAGCAGAAGAUCGUCAAGCAGAUGAUGAUGGAGAAGUCGAAGAAGGCGCCCAAGGCGUAG
Molecule: messenger RNA, 351 nt
Organism: Aureococcus anophagefferens
Lineage: Eukaryota; Pelagophyceae; Pelagomonadales; Pelagomonadaceae
Exons: 1
Coding region: 1-351 (116 amino acids)
Biological process (GO): translation; ribosome biogenesis
Cellular component (GO): ribosome; cytosolic large ribosomal subunit
Molecular function (GO): structural constituent of ribosome
Source: RefSeq, a predicted model, not a curated record